Contarinia nasturtii (swede midge) is the source of this 1164-nucleotide messenger RNA. RefSeq lists its product as uncharacterized. NCBI's taxonomy places the organism in Eukaryota, Metazoa, Arthropoda, Insecta, Diptera, Cecidomyiidae. Bases 1 to 1164 code for a protein of 387 amino acids. The record is from RefSeq and is a predicted model, not a curated record. The transcript has a single exon. Gene Ontology annotation, cellular component: cytosol. Gene Ontology annotation, molecular function: protein binding. Gene Ontology annotation, biological process: neurogenesis.
AUGUUCAACGGAUCAUGGAAGGGGAAAAACGAAGUCAGUAUUGUUGAUACAUCAGCUUCUGCCUUCAAGGAAUUUCUACAGUUUUUCUACAAGGUUGAAGUGGUUCUGACCAAAGAAAAUGUAGGAGCAGUCAUGAAUCUUGCCAAACAAUACGUAAUGGAUGAAUGUGUGACCAUGUGUGUAAAAUUCUUGAAGAAUACACUCAAUGAAUCAAACGUUUGCACCAGAUACGGAAUGGCGAUUCUCUAUGAACAGGUCGAAUUGAAAAAGACAUGUGAAACGAUCAUCGGACUCAAAGCAAACUCAAUGUUUAAAUCGGCUGAUUUUUUGUCGUGUGAUCGAAAUGUUUUGGCUGCGAUCUUAGGAUUAGACUGGUUAACAUGCUCCGAAGUUGAAUUGUUUGAAGCGUGCAUGGCGUGGGUGAAAGCAGCAAGCAAACAGGAGGUUUUGACAACAGAAGCGGUGCAAGAUCAUCUUGGUGAUUUAUUGUAUAAAAUUCGAUUUGGAGCAAUGUCAAUGAACGAAUUUGGCGUAUUAGUUCCAUCGUAUGGCAAAGCCUUUUCGGCUGACGAUUAUCAAGAAAUCAUUCAAAUAAUUUUAGAUGAAGAUUUUAAGGCGACGAUUUUCAAUGGAAAACGGGUGAAACGGUGUGAAAUAGAGCCUUGGCAUUACAAACACAUUUUUUGUAAUCGGGCGUUUCCGGAUAGUGAUUCGGUUGAACCAUACUUUCUUCAAAACAAAACAACGAAAUUCUCAGUUAAUCAAUCACUAUUACUAUAUGCAUUUAUUUGUGACCAUUUGCGGCUAUUUCGUGAUGGAAAAUAUUAUGAAAUGGACGAAGAAUUACCAACCAAAUUUACAAUUGUUGAAGUUGCACAUUCAGGAAGCACCAAUGAAGAAGUUGAAUUGUAUAAUGGAGAAGCUAAUUUGGAAUAUAUUGGUACGAAUGAAGUUUUGUUACGCAACCCAAUUUUCAUUCGACCUGGAUUCCAUUACGAAAUAAGAAUGAAACUUGAUCCACCUGAAGGUUGUUGCAUUGGCGGUUUAGUAAAAUCAGAAGUGCACAUGGCGAUCAAUGAUACCACUGUACAAUUUCAUGAUGACCCGACUGGUGAUAUUGUACCGAGAAAUUUGAUUUGGGACCUUGAUUUCUAUAAGGUUUAA